Molecule: messenger RNA, 6733 nt
Organism: Rhopilema esculentum
Lineage: Eukaryota; Metazoa; Cnidaria; Scyphozoa; Rhizostomeae; Rhizostomatidae
Product: S-adenosylmethionine sensor upstream of mTORC1
Biological process (GO): negative regulation of TORC1 signaling
Source: RefSeq, a predicted model, not a curated record
UUCUCAAAACUGUAAACCUCUUCAUCUUAAAACUAACUGAUUUCUUGGAGGGACGUUGGAACUGGCAGGUUUCUGCAUGCAAACAAUCAAAGAGCCCUCCGUAGGAUCAGGACUGAAAGCACCUAAACUCAAUUCCCAAAAGUUUUCGAACGGUCAGGGCAGGCACAAUUAUGGGCAAAGUUGUCCUCGCGCAAAGUGAAGACUUGAUUUAAUUUUGGCUGGGAAAGUAAAACGAUAGCGUCAGGAAUUAAACAGAGAAUAUUUCAGCAAGGUCUUUUUUGUUCUGAAAUCGUUUACUCAGAUACUUACUGCAAAUGUUAUUUUCAAAAGCGUUCAAAGCUAUUUUUGUACGCAUUCAAAACCAUUGUCACAUGAAAACGAAGUAGUGGCAACAGGGAAGAACUUUCAAGAAGUCUGGAAAGAACACAAAGACAAUGAACAAUUUUUGUUGGAAUACUCUGAAGCCAUGGUUUCACUGGCUGAAAUAUGGGAGUCAUCUCAUCCGCCAUCUGAAAACAGAAUAGACUGGUGUGUGUCUAUAUCAAGACAAUAUUUCAUCAUUGGAGGUUUGAGAAAGAUAUUGGAAAAAGAAAUUAAAGGGCAUUUCUAUGAGUUGAAAAGAGCAGGACAGUGCCAACUGGAUAACUUUGAGGAAUUUUAUAACAAUGAGAGGAAAACAGCUCUAAGAGAAAAAAUAAAUUAUUUCAAGAACAGAAAAUUGCGCUUGCUUGAUGUUGGAAGUUGUUAUAACCCAUUCAGUAAAUUUUCAGAAGAGUUUGAAGUUUUUGCAAUCGAUCUUUGUCCAGCAACAAAGGAUGUUUUCAAAGCUGAUCUUCUUUCACUGAAGAUAAACAAAUGCAGCAAAGGAAAACAUAUUGUCAUGGCGCAAGAACAGAAUUUUGGUGCGUUUUUUAAGGCUCUUAGUUGUGAAGAGGAUGGGGAAAUAGAUCUAAACAAUCCCAACUCAAAAGAGGAUAUUAUUGAAAAAGGUAGAAAAAUGCUGGACGGAUGUGCAGAUCAAUGCUUUGAAAAAGUGGCAACAUUAGACGCUGAACAGUUGAGGUUGGCGGCUCAUGGGGGAACAAUUGAGGAGUUGCCAGCUAGUUCAUUUGAUAUUGUAGUUUUAUCUUUGGUUUUGUCGUAUUUGCCGUCACCAAGACAGCGUUGGUUCAGUUGUAUACAAGCAAACAAGUUACUUCAUAUGCAUGGUCUUCUAUGCAUAAUUGAGCCAGAUUCCGCGCACCAAAAUCGGAACGCCCACCAAAUCCGUGCUUGGAAGGAUGCACUUGCGCACCUUGGAUUUGUACGAUACCGGUACGAGAAGCUGCCACACUUGCACUGCAUGGCAUUUCGAAAAACAAAAGAGGUCUUUGUGGUUCAUGAAAUACCUGAUAAGUCAGACUUGAUGUUUAUUCCACAGGAUUUUCAAGACGAAGAUCAAGAGGAAACGUGUUCAAAUGAAAACAGAAACGAAGACCAAGAUAAGGAAAUCUCAAAUUUGUUUGAGGCGCUACCAGUAGUUUUCUAGAACUGUGCCUCUCUCGGUCACUUGAUAUCCAAUGUGUUUAGCUCCUUCUUUCAGUUUUUUCAAUCGCAAAUAUCUGUUUUGCAUUGAAGCAAAUUAUCAUAUAGGAAUCACAGUUGAUGUCUCUUUGUUAACUAUGUUCUUAUAAGGCUCAAGAUGUGAAAAAAUCAUUCGCACCUCCAUAUUCGGAUUGAAAACAAUUUGACAGCGAUAACUUCAUAACCAAGGGAUUUGUGAAGCCCUUUUAACGCGAGACAGACCCAUUCACCCUCAGAUAAUUUUCAUUUUAUUGCCAAUGCAGCCCCUUGGGGUUUUCGAGACAACAGCAUUUUAGAGGUAUGCCCCUUUUGCAACAUUCCAUUGCCACAAUCUUGUAGAAGCGCUUUUUUGUGGCAAAUAACCAAGAACUUUUCCCUAACAAAAAGAUUUCUAACAGUUUUUAGCAGAAUAAGGUGGGGUCAGGCCCUGUACCGUUAAGAAGCAGAUAUACGAAGACCCAAUGGUAAUAGUGUAAAAAUAUCAUAAAGGUAAAACUCGCAGAAGCCGGGUCUGGACAGAUAAAUAUGUUCACACGUGCGAUGUUCGACAUUCACGUUGCAACAGUCUCGCUUAUUUGGUUCUAAUUUCAUAAGGGACUUCCCAAAACUUAUGCAACCAAAAUUGACGGUAUUUGUAGCAAAUGAUCUUGAACCACGUGUUUUUUUUGAAGUUCCAUGCAUUUUUGUUGGAGCUGUGAAUAUCAGGCCUUUUGUGUUUAAAUCAAGUGGGAUUUGUCUUUGCUGCAGCCUGCAGUGUUUCUUCAUUGAUUCGUUUUCAUCUUUGAUGUCUUCUUUUAGCCGAAAACAGAUAUAUUAGAUAAGCAUUUUCUUCUGGCUAUAUUCCGCAGUUAUUUCUGCGCUAAACAGACCGUGCCCAGCAAGACCGAAACACACAAGAAGACGAAAUAAUUUUAAACCCAACGGCUUCCUGGCAUGCGACGGUCUUGCUUCGAAGAAUGCGGUGAAAAAUAUCUCUUGCUAACAUGUACUUUUUGGGCGUAGUAGGGUUUUAACAGCAGCAAGCCUCGCUAAGCCAUUCGUGCUUGUUUUAUAAUCUUAGCUAACGUACGAAGUAGUGUGAAUUCAGCUUAAAAACGUUUUCCAAGGGAGGAGGCAUAUGGGAAGGUCCUGCCACCCAAGGGCGAUUUAUCCAGCUCCCUUGGUAAUGGUCAAAGAAGUCGAAGUAAACGGACUCCAAAUUUGUAGCGGUAUAAGGGGGUCUGAGCGUUGAUGUUUCAAAGACUCUUUUAAUUUUGGGACUGGCAACGAGCUUUGUUGCGUUAGAGUCUCUUUGCGCUUGAUUGGAUCUUCUCCAAAAAAGUAAAUAGGAGUAUAGAGGAAGUGGUUCGAAAGAUAUAGCGUAAUUGAAAGGGGUGGAAGGAGCUCCCACCACUAUUAAUGAAAGUUUUGGGAAGAAGAAGAAAAAGUAAUUAUCUAUCAAAAAUUAAAUGCUUUACAUUGGCAGCUAUAUAUAUAUAUCGGCCUUGUAUGGGCGCAACAUUCCCACCUUGUGUCGCAUAUUUUUUAUGAGAAAGUAAGCUUGCGAUUAACACUCCACUCGUCUAGUAUGUUCUAAUAUGAAUAAUCCAAGUUUCUGAUUUUUCGUUGAUUCUUAGUUUUUUAUUGAGUGCUGAAAGGUCUCUUAGUUUCUUUUAAAAAUGGCUUUGAAAAAAGAAAACAUUUCAUAAGAUGCUGAAAGUUUUCCAUCUGACACCCCUCAGAAUGCAUAACGUCAACAUAAGGGCCCGAAAGCGCAAGAUGAAAUUAUCUACCUAGUUGUUGAUCGAAUAGGCCAAUAAAAAGGUGUGAACACAUGACCGGCAUGGUUGUGCUUUCGAACCCUUAUUCGGACGUUGUAAACUCUGAGGAGUGUCAGACGAAAAAGCUUUUAGUAUCUUGUGAAACGUUUGCUUUUUCAAAGCCAUUUUCAAAUUAUGAACCGCCAAAAAAUUGCACACAUUUUUAAGGGUUUUUAAAUACCAAAAUUGUAAAUACCAUACAUUUUAGAUAGACAAAAACAUAGCGCGAGAUAACAUGAAAAACACCUAAUAAGUCACAAGGAGCUUUUAUUACUAUUUUUCUCAAUGCAAAUAGGUGGCUAAUCGUCGAAAAGAAUUGCUCCAAACCUAUCUUUAAAGGAAGGAUAUUCAAGCAGUGUCUUAAGUUGCGGGUGAUUAAUGCUAUGGUCUCUUUGUCUUAUAUUCAUUAUAGAGCUCGAUUUCACACGGACAAAAGAAAAGUAAGUAUGUUUAAAAAAACUUUGUCAUGGAAAAAAUGAUGGAAAAAUUUGCAAAAGAAACUACUGGUGUGCUGUUGGUAACUGGACUUGUGCUUCAGUGUAUAAAAUACCUGAAGAUGAAAUCAAUAUGUUAAGAUACGCGAUCGUGUGUUAAUGAUGAUACGGCGAUCAGAUCAGCUGUCGUGAAAUCUGAUUGGCUGCAGGUCUCAACAUGCUAUUGCUGAUUGACGAGGUCGAGCUUGGUUUCUUCCUUGCAAGUCAACUUUAUUCAUUUUCAACGGCAGUGCUGCUUUUUAUGCAACAGAACCUGAUUAGAUUGACCGCUCUGCUUCUAAGAAGAAUGGAAGAGAUGAAUGAUGAUCGAUGAGCAAGAUAAGGGCUUUGCGUGGCUUUCAACACAGCCCGUUGCCGCAGGAGUAUAAUGAUGUAGCUCUCUUGUACUGACAUUACGCCACAAAUUUUGUUUACGCUCAGCCGUUCAAUUUUCAUUAGGUUUUGCUCUGUAAAUUUGGCUGCUUUGAGAAAGCAGAAAAUGAUUAAUAAUAGAUGAGAAUGGUGAAUCCAAGUGAAUUGUGAGCUUAAAACGAGCAAAAUAAAGCGGCACAGGAUGCCUCAUAUUCGUAGAUUUUGAAUUAUUCCUGGGUCAUUUAGAUUAAAUUUACUUGGAAAAGGUUUAGGCAGGAAGCCUCAAGCAUAAAGAAUUUAAGCCAGCCUGCUUCGAUUCGAGAUAAAACCCUUCAUAGAUACGACCGAAAAUCUACUGCCUGCAACCACCAAAGAAUAAAGUCUUCCAAACACGAGAAAGAGCCACUCGAGAAGGAUUAUCUCCUGCUUUGACAGCCAUUGUUCAGUAAAACAACACUGUCUCCUUGUAAAAUUGAUUGGAAGCGUUUUUCUCUGCAAAUGGCCUGCAAUAACAGCUUCGAACGACUUCACAAGUUAAUGUGCCAAGGCACACAAAAUUGUCUGGGAAGACGAUUAAUGAAAAGUGUUAGCCUCUUCAACUUCAACAUUUUAUUAUCAGUAUAUUUUAAAAUAAUUACAAGUGAUACGAUAAUGCUAACAUAAAUGAAUUAAAGAUAAAAGCAUACUUUACAUGAAAUUGUCAGUAGGAAAAAAUUAAAUACUGAAGGAUACGUAGAAAAAACUCAGAAGAGCUUUCGAGCUCCGCACUUUUGUGAUUCUGAAAGUGAUAUUGUACAUAUUUAAAGAAACAUAUUUGAGAAAAAACGCAUACACAAAGUUGUAUCAAUAACAGUAACAGCAAGAAUAGAUAAAAGAAAGGAAACAACUUGAAAAAGUAAGAAUAAAAAUAAAGGAAAUGAGAUAAAAAGAAAUAGAGAGAGAAAGAAAAGGGGAGUGCAAUUCAAAAGUUGACAAAUUGAAGGCCUAUGAAUAUUUUUGUUCAUUUUUUGUAUUACGCAAUUCAAGAGGCAGACAAUUCCAAAAUUUAACACCCUGAUAAGAAAUGAAUUUCGAGGAGAAAGAAAUAAAAGAAGGGAGAUGAAACCAAAACAGUAUUGACGAGCAUUUCGAUGAUGUUCAUCACUGCAUUCUUGAACAAGCUGUUACAUCCGAAGAAAUCAUAAACACGCUUUAGCUCUCAAUAUAUUUGUAUAGGUAGGUACAGAUGCUCUGCAGUAAAUAUUAUAAAAAAGCAGCCUCUUUUUGCAGCCGAGGCAAAUGUGACAAAACUCUACCUUUACAAACGAGGCACUAGAUAGAACGUGACCUUUAAAUAUGGCGUCACUAAAUUGUUUACACCACUUACACUCUUUUCGUUCUAUAAGAAUAUUGUUUAUAAGAAUAUUCAGGAUCAGAAUUAUUCAACUUUGAAGAAUAUGGUAACAAGCCGGUGGUCUUUACAACAUCUUGGAAAAUUCAUCUAGAACAGAGGAAACAUUAUGUAGUUGUAGUAGAUCAAAGAUCAGACAUGGCAGAAGUAAAAUUUGGUGUACCCCAGGGGUCUUUGCUUGGUCCAAGGCUUUUUGCCAUCCAAGUAAACGACCUACGUAAAAUUCCUUCAAAAGGGAUACUAAACAUGUAUACAGGCGACACUGUAUACUGUCAACUUGAAAUUUGUUGAAUACAUGUGCAAGCGAAGAGUUGCAUGCAUAGCACACAAAUUGUAUUACGAGAAAGGCCCAGACACCAUGAAAGACUUGCUAGGACGCUCGAAAUCAGGAUCAAUGAAUCUCAGGGAUAAUGUAAAAGUCAUCUUGAACAGGCCUAAAACUGCAUAUGGAUGAAAUUCAUUCAAACACAGAGCAGGCUUAAUAUGGAACAGACUACCAAUUAAAGUGAAAAGCAUUGAGAACUAUGAGCAUUAUAAAAAGAGUUAUAAAAAAUGUGUGUAUGUAUGUAUGUAUGUGUGUAUGUAUGUGUGUGUGUGUAUGAGGCCUUUAAUUGGUUUAAGUGAAGUAAAAAAGGCGUUCUAAUGAGAGGGGUCAAGGUGCGGCCAAACUAUGAAAUGUUGCCGUAUGAAAUGGUUUCUGUGAAAUAAAAAUUGUAUGGUCAAACUUGGUUGAUAUUUUCUGACAGACAAUUUAUUGUUUUCAAUGUUCCAGUGAUACCCUGCCCAACGAAUUGAAUUGAAUUGGGAAAACAUUGUUACACACGAAAGAGUCACAAAAAGGUUUAUGAUCAUCAAACAUAUCUAUGACAAGGUGUUGAAAGAUUUUGUCGUACGAAAUUCUGCGCAGCUUGUGAAACACAAAGAAAAACCAGAGCUUGUUCAAACUCACAGCACAUUGACCACUUGAAUUGACUCUCUUAACAAGAAUGACAUCAGCUGCUUAAAUUUCGUUUAAAGUUACCCGCCGCAUAUAGAUAAAAUAAUUUUAUUAUAUAUUUGUUUUUUUUUCAGAGAGGCCUAUAUUUAUAGCCGAUUCAAUACCUAGUAGAAACAAGAUAUUAUAAACUUAAUUUCUU